Vidua chalybeata is the source of this 13377-nucleotide messenger RNA. RefSeq names its product solute carrier family 15 member 2 (gene SLC15A2). Gene Ontology annotation, biological process: transmembrane transport; oligopeptide transport. Gene Ontology annotation, cellular component: membrane. NCBI's taxonomy places the organism in Eukaryota, Metazoa, Chordata, Aves, Passeriformes, Viduidae. The transcript is spliced from 22 exons. The record is from RefSeq and is a predicted model, not a curated record. Bases 110 to 2317 code for a protein of 735 amino acids. Gene Ontology annotation, molecular function: dipeptide transmembrane transporter activity.
UUUCUGCCCUGGCUGCACAAAUGUGCUCAAUUAGGGUUAACUCAAACUGAAUCAAACUUCGUGCCUGAGGUUGGAAAUCUUCCCAGUCAACUCACCACAGCCACAUAGCAUGGUGGGAGACAAGGCGAGAGGGGAGAUGAACGCUUUUCAGAGAAACGAAUCCAAGGAAACUUUGUUCACUUUUAUUUCUGCAGGAGAUGAUCCCCCCAAAGGAGAUUUCCCUCUUCAGAAAAAAUCUCCGAAACUCUGUGGCUCCAACUACCCCCUGAGCAUUGCCUUCAUUGUGGUAAACGAGUUCUGUGAGCGCUUCUCCUACUAUGGCAUGCGAGCUGUCCUGACACUGUAUUUCUUAAGUUUCUUCCACUGGGAUGAGAAUCUCUCCACUGCUGUGUACCAUGCCUUUUCCGCACUGUGUUAUUUCACACCUGUCAUUGGAGCCAUCAUGGCAGACUCGUGGCUGGGGAAAUACAAGACGAUCAUCUACCUCUCCAUUGUGUAUGUUGUUGGCCAUCUGAUAAAGUCAGUCGGUGCCAUUCCAUCCCUGGGCAACCAGGCAGUUCAUGUGGUCCUGUCUAUGGUUGGUCUGUUUUUGAUCGCCCUUGGAACAGGAGGUAUCAAGCCCUGUGUCUCUGCAUUUGGUGGGGACCAGUUUGAAGAGGAACAUACCUCAGAGAGAAGCAAGUUUUUUUCCAUCUUCUAUUUAUCCAUUAAUGCUGGAAGUUUGAUCUCCACGUUUGUAACUCCUGUAUUAAGAGGAGAUGUGAAAUGUUUUGGAGAGGAUUGCUAUGCACUGGCUUUUGGUGUCCCAGCGGCACUGAUGGUGUUGGCACUUGUUGUGUUCAUUGCUGGAAGUGGACUGUACAGAAAAACACCACCACAAGGAAAUGUCUUGCUGGAAGUGUGCAAAUGCAUUGGUUUUGCUCUUAAAAACCGGCUGAAAAACCGCUCCCGUGAGAUUCCAAAGAGAGAUCACUGGCUGGACUGGGCUUCAGAAAAAUACUCAAAACAGCUGAUUGGGGAGGUUAAAAUGGUGACUCGUGUUCUCUUCCUCUUCAUACCACUGCCAAUGUUCUGGGCCCUGUUUGAUCAGCAGGGAUCCAGGUGGACUUUGCAAGCCACAAAAAUGAAUGCUGAUUUUGGAAUAUAUGUCCUUCAACCUGACCAAAUGCAGUUCUUAAACCCACUUCUUAUUCUUGUCUUCAUCCCAAUUUUUGACCUUGGGCUCUACCCCCUGAUAAACAUGUGCAAAUUGAAUUUCACACCUAUUAGGAAAAUGGCAACAGGUAUGAUCCUUGCAGGGCUGGCAUUUGGACUUGCAGCUGUUAUAGAAGUCAAAAUAAAUGAAACCGAUAUGCCUCGACUUGUCCCAAAAGAAAGUUUAAUACGGGUCCUGAAUUUGGCCAAGAACCCUGUUCAAGUGACAAUCCAAGACAAGGACCUAUUUCAGCAGCCUGUGGAGUCUUUUCAGAACCCAGCUGAGUACUCAAAAUUAAUAUUGAAUGGAGAGCAACAGAGCCUUAACUUCACCCUGCAACAUCAAGGAUUGACUCUUGCUUUUAACUACACCGUGAAGGAAAAAUCAGUAUACAGCUUAAUUGUUUUUGAGGCAGAAGGAAGCCUAUCAAGCCGCUUAAUUACAGACUUGGAAGCAAAGCCAGAAAAUGGUUUGGCAGCUGUUAGAUUCAUUAAUGGUUUGAGCCAAGAUGUCAACCUCACCAUCGAUAGCAAAAGGUUCAUUGCUGUUCAGAAAAACUACAGUGCUUCUGAGUACUCAGUGCUGGAGAGGGACAUAUAUAAUAAUGGAAAAUGCAUAACUGAAACAGGAGAGUUCCCCCUGGAGCUGGGGCUGCUUGACUUUGGUGCCUCAUACACCAUUGUGAUAACUAAUAUUUCUGGAGGUGCUGUUGAGAAGUGGAAGUCAGAAGACAUCAAAGCCAACAAUGUCCAUAUGGUCUGGCAGUUACCACAAUAUUUAUUGAUAUCUGCUGGGGAGGUGAUGUUCUCCAUUACGGGUCUGGCCUUCUCCUAUUCUCAGUCUCCAGCCAGCAUGAAGUCGGUGCUGCAGGCAGGCUGGCUGCUCACCGUGGCUGUGGGGAAUACCUUUGUGCUCAUUGUUGCUGAGGCUGCACCAAUGGCACAGUGGGCUGAAUUUGUCUUGUUCACUGUUCUCCUCUUUGCUGUGUGCAUUAUUUUCUCCAUCAUGGGAUAUUUCUAUGUCAGUGUGGAUCCAGAGGACCUAGAAGAAAAGGAAGAGAAGAGAGAGACCUCAAGCAGAGGAAACAUGAUUGGUCUUGUUACUCAGAAAACAAAGCUCUAACACAUCAUGGGUUGGGAUUUUUUUUUCAACCCAGUUAUGGGAAGGUGAAAGACGGGUGGGGACAGUGUUAUUUUAUUUUAGAGCAUUGCAGUCUUUGUUACUCAAAAUGUAACCACCUUAUAAAUGGGACCAAAUGGCCCUCUAUAAAAACAAUGGGGGUCCUGAAAUCAGAGCAAAACUCCCUGGGAAAGCUCCUCAGGUAUUAAAAGCCCUUAUUAGUAAUUACAGUGUAAUUUAAAACCUGCCCACCUUUUUAAGCAUGGAAUGCUUUCCUGUGAUUUUGCCUUAAAUGUAUAUUUAGGGCAGCAGGGAGGAAGGGUGGAAGGAAUGCCAUAUGAUACAGAAAUCUGGAAAUGUUACGAGAGAAGAAAGAGGAAAAACUACUGUAGGAAUUAGGGAAGAAUAGAUGUUAGCAACAAGGAUUUUUAAUGCUAUCAUCAAGGACUGUAAGGGUUACACACAAUCCCAGAGGAUUUCAUCAUGUAACUCUCCUUAUGAGUAUUUCAUCCCAUUAUUGCAUGUUAUGAAUGGUUGUGAUUUAUGAUUUUCACCUUCAGGCUCAGAAGUAAUAACAGGGAAUUAAAUUCUGCAGGCUAAAAUAUUCCCAAAACACUGCUGACGAAGACAAGCAUGCUACCACCUCUCCCAUUUUUUUCCCUACAAGUUUUUAGCAACUGAUGGUGUUCUUUGAUUAGACAUGAUUAGAGAAUUGGUUUAUGCUUUCUUAUUUCAGAAUUCCAGACAGUUAUUUGCCAUCUUCCUAUACAUUAAGGCUUUAUUGGGCAUUUCCUUUUACAGCACCUGUCACUGCAAGUUAGGAUAUGGCUGAUUUCUUAUCUCAUGCCUCAGUUAUUCCCCACUGGGAGACAAGUUGCAGUAGUUUCUAUAAAAUUCCAGGCAUCCCACAGUGAGUUAUUUACAAGGAUGCACUUUAUCAUUUUUUUAGUUUACAAGGGGAGACCAUGGCAUAUGAGAUUUUUCUUUUUCCUCCUUGUUUUUCUGUCUCUACCAGACUUUGGAUAUAGCAAUUUCAUUGGAAUUGUGAUAUAAUUGUCUGAUUUUCCUCAAUUGUGUGAAGCUGUGAUUUUAUGUUCUGCAUAGGAGUAAUUCAACCACUGCUGAUCUAGUAGAACUCCUGAGAGAGUCCUGCCUUCCUCUGUCACUUCAAGGCCACAGUUGUAACAGGUCUGGCCUAAUUUAAAACAAGGUUGUCAAUAGGAUCUUCAGGUUCACAGAGAAUAUAUUUUAAAUUUGGCAUUGGCCAUAGGUGGUCGCUGAUACUUGGAUUCAGGAGAUCACAAAAUACAUGUUUAAUUCCUGUUCAGGACAGUGCUAGGAAAUACACUUAGUUUGACACCUCAGCUCCUUUGAUGUGCUGUGUGUAUGUAUCUUCUUGAGUAACACUAACAAAACACAGCUUUUUGGUUUUAACUCACAGCCUAAGAUUGCUCUCUCUGCUUCCUGUCCUAAGUGGGCAUGGACUUUCACCACUAGUUCUGCAUAAGCUCCUGCCUGCUGUGAAGUAGCAUCGGGGGUUGUGCCAGAGGGGGACCAUGGUCUCAUCAGAUAAAUGAGAAGAGGCUGCAGAUGUGCACGCAGGAGCACUUGGGAUGGUUCAGUCCAUGCAGAGACAUUUAUUAAGCUGUGGUGGCUGGAUCCAGGCAGCUGAACCCUGCAACUCCAUGCAGAAUGAAGGACAUUGAAAGCCACCAAUUAGGUCAUCCAACCUGCUUCUCAGAAGCCAAAUGAGGAUUAUUCCCCUCUGUUCUUUCUGGUAUUGUUCUCCUGCUGUGAUUUCUUUGUGUGGGUUCUUUCUCCUCCAAGCACUGUUAUUUUCCUAAUCCCAUUUUAUGACACACUGUGAAUCGGCUCAGAGGCUGCUGAAUCACUCUGCUGUGAUGCUGUUUGACCAACUUCCAAUUUGAAGCACUAAUAGAAAGCAUUUCUUCCUCCACCCAGUGCAAACAAAACAAAAAUCCCCAAACUGAAGGAAUGGCCAGACUCCAGUAACACUGAAAAAACAUAAUUUAGAAUUAUUGGAAUAUUUAAUUUUUUAUAAGCCUUGAAUUUAAAAGUAUGUUGGGGUUCGAGGGCAUAUGUGGUUUAGAGACAAAUGGAAAUUAUUGAAGCACUUUCCUUGGGAAGCAUUGGUAAGCAGUUCAAAGUUGCAUGAGGGAAAGCAAGGUAUCCAGAUCUCUAAGACUACAUAUGCUUGAGAACCUCCUGAUUUUUUUUUAUUUCCUUAUUGGUGACACUACCAGAAGCUGUCACAGACUCUGAGCUUAAUUUAAAGGAAUCAUUCCAAGCUCAUAAAAGAUACAUUUAGGAUGUCAUCUGUAUCUGCUUUUUAGACUCUUGAUGCCAAAUUGCCCCUUUCCAAACAUCUCCAUGUUCCAAACCAUCACCAUAAUGCUGGGGGAAGGAAAAAUUGCAAUACACAGUUGGGAAAAUUAUUAACAGGAAGGCCAUGCUAACAUGAGGCUGGGGCCUGCUCCUGCAGCCCCUACCAGGAAUUUCUUGGGGGACUGUAAGGCUCUGUUCACAUUUCUCUCAGAGAUGAACCGGUUAUUUCUUCCCACCUGCUCAUCAUCACCUAUUGGAAGCUUUUUCCUUCUCUGAUCUGCCUGCUUGGUUGCUGGUAUGAUCCUUCCCCACUGCUUCAGCUGCUGUUGUAGCUUUGCUAAAUUGGACCCAUUUAUUUGGAAUGCACUAGCACUUUGGAGGGAUUUCCACUGGCAUGCUCACAACCAGCCAGGAGCAGGCUGGGGGCUGUAACAAUGAGCUGCCCCUUCUGUUGCUGGAGAAGGUGGAAAAAUAGCACAUUCAGCAUAGCACUUCUCCAGUUUUAGAGCCACAACUCCAUCCUUGGAAGCCUUGCAUCACUUUCAGAUGGACUCAAGACUGGAUCAAAGGGUUGAGACUUGAUUCCAUGGAGUAAUGAAGUCUCUGGGUUUUUCUUCCAUGUGGUCAGAGAUGGGGCCAUGCUCAGCUCUUUAUACCCAAUUUUAGAAAAAUAUUCUUUAUUCCUCACAAUUCUUUGCUUUAGGAUCACAGGGAGGAACCAAAGUAGUCACAGUUUAUGUAAAGCUGAAUGAACCUCUACAGAGAAAUAGCAACCUGCUGCCUGUCCAGCUUCACCUGUCACUGAAGAUUCUCAGCUGUUGGUGAAACUUUCCCUGGCACAGAUUAGGGAAAGCUCACUCCAACUGACCUAGAGGAAUUAUCCUCUCUAGCUGAGGGACAAGGAUGAAGUGGUGGGGAGCUGUAGAUGUGUUGCGGCACAAACCUUCAUGGAGAUUGCAGGGGUUUGGCUUUGCUCUGUAAGUAUGUGUGUGUUUAUCUGUUUCUCUGAAAGGUGCUUUCUGAGGAAGAUUUUUCCACUUAGCAGGUUGUAAGUGUGACCAGUGUUAUUUCCAAUUUUCCAUGAGAUAAGCAUAAAAAUGAGAUUUCAAAAUGAGCAAAACAACAUUGCUGUCAGUUCCUUACAUUUACCUCUUUCUGAGGCAGUCAAAUGCCUUUAGGUAGCAAGUUCUCUGUACAGCUUAAGGGGCUUGCAUCUCUCUUUUCUUCCAUCUUCCUUUCACUGCAAUCCCAGAAUUCCAGAAGAUGAGCCCUGGGAGGGCUGCAUGGGACUAGCUUGGAUGCAGCUGGUGUGUGCUGUCACCACUGACUGGGAGGAAGGAGCCUGGCCAGGUCAGGAGCUGGUUCCUCUCUGGAUACCCAAAUGGGGCCUGGCAAAGUAGACUGAGGCAGGGCUGGCCCUGGUGGAAGUUGUGAUUCGCUGGGCAAUGACCUAGGUGUGAGUUUUAAUGUGAAAGUGAAAUGUAAGUGAGUGAAAGAAAAGGUUUUCACUUCAUUUGGCUUUGGCCUGAGGCAAGGAAGCUGCAGACUGAUGGGCAGGGAGGAAACAAAGGGCUGUUUGGUCAAGGUCUUCCCAAUUCCUCAAUGAACAGCUGAAGUUACAUUGAAUUAAUUGCAGAGAAUAUGAGAUGAGAGAAGAGGAAAGCUCAGAUGAUUAAACAGUGGAUGAAUUCAGGUGUUUAAGAUGAACACUCUCCUAGCUGGUGGUGAAGGGCCAUUGGGGGAGAUGGUCACCCAUGGUUUGAAAAUGGUUUUGGCAUUCCAGAGUACUGAAAAAACCAGCAUGAAGACCAGCACUGGUGGAUCUGCACUGACCAGAGGAGGAGGUGGCUUUACCCUGGCAAUGUCCCCACCAUCCAUGGGAGCCACCACCUUGGCUUAGCCGUUGGGACAGGGCAAACAGCUGAAUGUCAUUACAGAUGUGAUUAGCACAGGAGGGAGAGCUACAAUUAGGGGUGGUUAACAAGUUUUAGCCAGAGUCAUACACAGAAGGAUAAUCUCCAUUUUUCUCUCUCUGCACGAAUUUCUUUUCUGAGCUACAAGAACCACUUUCUAGCAAAAACUGCUUAAACUUGGGAGAUCAGCGCCAUGGCAGAUACCACAGCUGCUGAAUUUUGGAUGGUACCAGAGUCUGCAUUUCAUUAUCACUACAUUCGUUAUUGUGAUACAAUUUUAAAACAGCAUUUAAGAGAUGCAUCCGGUCCCAGAUGUUGACAGAUCUGGCCAGGAUUUUGCAUGUUGAUAGCUGGAUUCACUAGCUGUUGAUAGCUAGUCUUUCAUGCUCAUGUGUGUGAUAAACCUCUCAUGUACAAGUAGAUGUGGGGCCUUUAGAGUUCUCCAGCAAUUUAGAAAAAAAGCCCUGAAGUUCCACAUGAAGCUGGCUAGACAUGAACUGGGGCAUUGCUUCCUUGAGGGAGCUUCCCAUGUGCUUUGUAAAGCAGGGACCCUCAUUAAUCUCCUGCAAAGUGCUCCCCAGAGAGACAAAAAUGGGAGACACAAACAUUUUGCCUUGAGAAGGGCUCGUGUUGCCUAAUGGAAAUUGCAUGAAAAAAAAUAAUUGCUUUGCUUAAAAUCCCUCCUUCCUCACCAUCUCACGUGGACAACAAGGAAGGAAACAGUUUCCUACUGAGCUUUGUAUCAAGGAGCUGAUGCAUCUUUUCAAAGGCUUUCAUGCUGUGUUUUGCCAGCAGAUCAGCAUUAACCUGGCUCCAGUACCUGUAGAUCAGAAGACUGUCAGGAUGCAGAACAGCCACACAGCAGGCUCCCACAGUCUGCUGAUCAACUCUGAUCUCUUCAUUUUUAAUGAAUAGUUGUAGCAGUUAAACUGCAGGGCUCAGUCAGUCAGAAUUGCUCUAAAAUUAGGCCACAACUAAGGACCUGAGAGAACUGUAAUCAACAAGAUAAAUAGCUAAAGUCUCAAAAACCUGCUAAACCACUGACUUAGUGCUUAAUUAAAAUUUUAAUAUGCUUACAGAGAGUAAAAAUGUAAACCUGAAUUUAGCAAUUCAGUCAGAGCAAUGAGGAGCUGUAGCUGGAAUCCACCAAUGUGACAACUGGCAACCAAGAUGAAGAUACACAAAUCAAGCAAACAUCCCUCUUUAGAUUAUUUCUUGUCAUUGCAUACAUUGUACAGUCUGCUUUGCCUGUCCUGUUGCAUCUACCCUUGUGUGUAAGGAAAAGAACUGACUUGCCAUGUACCCCUUCCAAGCUGCAGCUUGGUUCUCCUCUUGUUGAAGACUCCCAAGUUAGCUCCAAAUGACUCCCUCUGCUAGCAGUCAGCCCCCCCAGUCCCACAUGCUGAUCUUCCCUCCCCACAAGUCACUUCUCUCUGAUGACUUUGCCAGCCCUCAGGACCAUGCUUAUUCCUCCACUCAUGCAGCCUCUUUGCUGGCAGCAACAGCGUGUUUGUUUGGGAGCUGUCCUGGACAAUGCUGCCCACUUUCCUGCAUCCAGAAAAGCUGCUGACCCACAGGAGAACUGUGUCUGGGCAGAGACCACGCUGAGCCAAAUGUCUGGGUGGUAACAGCAUCUGCCCUGGCUGCUUUGCCUCUGGCUUUUUGUCACAGCUUUGUAUGCCCUGACACAUCUUCUGUAGGCAAAGCAGUUCAGAGCACAGGGGUUGUCCAGCAUCUCCCUCCCACCUAUCCUGUGCCUGGUUAUCUGCCCAUAGUCAGCCUUUGUGCUGUGCCAAGUCAAGACACAGGACUUCUGGACUGACACACUGCUGUCAGCAGCCCUGGAGCAUCCAUUGGUGCUGCCUGUGGCCUCAGACUGCUUACACAUUAUUUAUGGCCCAGCCCUGCCCUGCCAGCCAGUUUGAGAGUCUCUUGCACAGAAGUGAGAGAAAGCCACACAGGCUGUGUCCAUCUCAGCAAUGGUGUGUGGUCAGUGGGCUGCCUUUGCAAUCACAGACCUGCCAUCAGCAUGGAAACAGCAGCUGGUGGAAAGGGGCAGCUCCUCUGUCACCAGUGCCAGCUGGCCAGGAGGGCUGGCUCUGUGGCCAUUCCAGGCUUGGCCUUUUAAAAGUCAGUGUCAAUGUUCUGCUGAGAGCCCUGUCUUAUCACUGUGUAUUACCAUGUGCUGCCAGGCUUCAGCUUCUGAAUCUGCAUCCUGGCAGGGCACUUUCUGCUCCUUCCUGGUCUACUUGUCCAUCCCCAGUGACCAGGUGUUGGGUAAUAACUGGCAUCUCCCAGAUCUUGCUGUUCUGUGUACCACUCACAAAUGAAGUUUCUUCAAAUGGAAGUGAAUUUACUUGGAGCUCUGACUCUACCCAAGUCUGCUUGGAGCUGCUGGGAACCUUUGUUCAGGCUCUUUCACUGUUUAACCUGUGCAUCAAAACACUUCCCAAGCAGCCUUCAUGCUGUCCUCACCGAAGAAAGAAACCUCUCAAAGUUGCCAAUAUGGAUUUUUCCUGCCCAAGUUAGAGGUGUGACAGGCCAGCAGGAAUCCACCAGGCACCAGGAGCUGCUGUCUUUCAAAAAGACAAACUGCUGUCAGUCACAGUGGCUCCCCACAUGCAGUCCAGCUCCUGCUGUGCCCUGAGCUCAGUGAAUGCUCUGAUGCCUCUUGGGGGCUGCAGCUCCCAGGUCCAGCACUGGCCAGCACAUCUGUGUGCCAGUCAUGGGCUGCCAGUGCCAGCUUUGCUUCCUGACACUUUAUACAACCCAAAAUCUGCAGAGCAAAGAGAAGACAGUUCCCUCUUUCCAUAGAGUCUAUUUAAUUUGCACUGCUCCUUUCUCACCACAGCCAGCAUCAUCAGCGCCCUGUUAUUUCAGGGAUGGCCAAGGAGCUGUGCAGUCUCCCAGCUCACCACUUGGAGCAAGGGGACGUUUGGGCUUUCCCACUCUGCCCACCCACAAGCACCUUCCUGGAAGCUCUCCUCAGAUUCAGGUCCUCCACCUCUCCAAAGAGCACCUCCCUGAUGAGACCAAGGAUUUGACAUGUUUUUAACCAGUCAGUCCUUUUGUGGAGUUAGCCAGCCUGGGUAAUGUUUGCACUUUACCCUCUGCUGUCUGCUGGUUGUGGAUUUACUUUCGGAGCUAAUAGCACUGUUUUUCUUUACAUUUUCUCCCCAAAGGUUGUCCUGAACCACCUGCACUCUCUGUAUAAAAUAAAUAAAUGGCCUUGGCUGUUUGCAGGUAGAUGUUUUAUCCAUCUUCCACCAAAACUUUGAUAGUGCCAUGAAGAAUCCCUCUGCACUAGUGGUGCCAGCACAGUCCUUUACAUCCCUACUGGAGGAUUUCUUUGUUCCUUCCUUAUACCAUCCUUUUGCAUGUGCUGCUUGUAACCAAAGGGCUUGUGCUCCAUUUCUCACAGCCCACAGCACUCCUUGCUUCUGUAAUGCAGGCUCCGAGUUCCCUCUUCCAUUUGAGCUGAAAACUAUUAAAGGCCAUUGAGAGCUUCAGAACCAGCUGGGUUUUGUCUAGCAACAUUUUUUUUUUAAUUCUUUUUUUUCCCCCCACUGUGUUCACAUCCAUCACUUGCAGCUCGGGAGUGAAACACUGCUCCAGUCUUGUCCUGUCAACUCUCUCAGGAGAAGGCUGGGCUUUUAGCUUUUCCAUUAAACCCUUAUCUGUGAUGUCUUUGGUCCUAAUGUUCUUUGUUCAGCAUCCCUUGAAGCCAGGGAUUUUGGUUUCUUUCUUUGAGUUUUUACUUCAGUUUGCUCAGCAUUUUUUAGCUGGUGUCACUGUAUUACACCUCCUGGGGUCCACUGACCUGUUGGGCUGAAAAUGAGCAGAGAAGUCAUCCCAGUGGUUUUAAAAGAUGCUCAACUCUGAAAGAUUUGAGCUUCUUUAAAGCUUAGGGAAGAGCAGGCACUUUUUCAUGCAAAGGUGUGUUUUUCAUGCUUACUGCAUCCUGCUCUGUCUGGGAGGGGAUGCUGCCAGGUCAGAGCAGCUCCACCAUUCACAGCACUUUGUGCCUGCUUUCCUCUGGCUCUGUAAUUCCUAGCUUGGAUUUCUCUGCUCUUGGCCUCUCCUUGAUGGGUCUCUCACAGCUGUGAUAUGCACUCAGAGGUAAAUAUUGCCUCCAGCAAUUUAUUUUACCAGUCUCAUGUUGUUGCUUGUGGUGACACCAAUCAUGGGAUUUAUUUUGCCUUUUCAGUCUCCACUCUUUUUCCAGGUUUCUGCUGUGAUUUCUCUUGAUCCAGACUGUCAAGCUCUUGCCAAUUUUAUCUUCCUCCUCAUGGCUUCCCAUUAACAAUGCUGUACUUGGAGUCCAAGUGCCCUUCAUGCCCCAAAUCUGCAAGAUAAGUAAACUUAGAAAAUCAUUAGGGUGGACUUUGACCGCUCCUGUCUCCAUCAAAGACUAGGAUUAAAUUAAGUCCCUUUGAUAAACCGAGCUGAUGGGCCCAUUUGGAGUGCACGUGUGGUAUUAUGAGCCUCGCGGGACUUAUGAUUAAAAGACACGAGAGAACACAAUUAUAUAGAGAGCUACCAGGAGAUUGCUGUACCUCACUAGUCACUUCUUUAUCAGAACAAAAGAAGAGUCCAAUUCUCCAGGGCACAGGCAGCUCCUGGGAAGUGUCUGCGGGUCUCUAAUUGCUGCAGGAGGUGCGACUCCCGCUUUGAUGUGUGCUGUAACACUGCGGGAGGGUGCUGGGGAGAAAUCCACUCCAACCAUUUCUGUCCCCAAGGCACUUGGUCCAGGACUGAAACCUUCCACACAGCUGGCUUCUUUAUCUCUUUUUAUGGUUGCUUGUUUUGUUUUUUUUUUUUCCCACCAUAAACUGCAGUUGCUUUUGCAGCAAGAUUGAGCUCAGCUGGGUUUCUUUGCUGGACUGUGAUCACAUCCUGACCAGCACAGGGAGCUCGGUGCAACCAGGGCUGACUCCCUGCAUCAAAUCUUCAAGGCUGGGCUGGGUCCUGACCCAACAGGAAAAGUCAUGUUAGCGUAGGCUCUGCAGCAAGCCCUGGAGAUGAGCGAUGUCUGACUGGACACCAAUACAAUUUUGCCUGUUCUUUUUUUUUUUUUCCCCUCAGGGUCAGGCUAUUGAGUCAGGGCUGGAUGGCAUAUGUAAUUGCAGCAAGGCUAUUUUUCUCAGUUUUUUUUUUUUUUUAAGGAACAUUCAUGCUGCCUUUUAAUUACAACAUUUAGAACAUGUCCAAAUAGCUUGAGCUCAAAUUGAUCUUGUUUUUCAGCCAGGAAGCUUGUUUUUCAUCUAUUAUUAUAAUAAAUGUGCUAUUGAUAAUAGUUUAGGUGCAAUACAGCAAAGCUCUGUGUUAUGCAUCAGGUCUGGAGGCUCAAAAUUUUCUUAUUAUCCAUUACUGACAUGACAGUUUACAAAUAUUUAACAAACAAAUUACCAGGUUUUCCUUGUUCCUUCUUAGUUUGCAGUCUCAGUCCUUUUGACAGCUGAAUUCGGGAUUAAUGACAAUCUUGUUUAAGAUGAUUGUUUGCUAGCAAACAGGUUUAUUCUCUAAACCUACAAGUAGAGUAGGAGAACUAACACUGACACUUUGAAUUAAAUCUCAUCCUAAAAGCAAAUUUUUUAGCUUUAUUCCAUCCAGUUCUCCGAAGAAGAAAUUGGAUUUGCCUGGUAAAGUGCUUAGACCUGUUAAUAAUUUUUUAGUUUAUGUAGUAAUUUUAAAUAUAGACACUUAACAUGAAGGGCUGACAAAAGCAGUAUUUUUAUUCUGCCAGCCCUUAGCUUGCUGGGUCUAGUCAGGCUGUAAAUGUUUUAAAAUCCUUUCUGAGCACAAGCAGGGGAGCAAAGAGACCACCUUGACCCUCCAUGGAAAAGAGAGAUCCAGAAGGACAAGCUGGAUUUGGUUCUCUGUAAAGCACUGGAGGCAGCACAUGGAAACAUUGAGCCCAGGUCCUGGGAGUGAUAAAAUACAUCCCUGCUUUGCAGCAGCUUCUUCUCCACCUGCUCCAGGUCCGAGCCCGGGGUGAAGGGCAUAGAAAGGGGGGAUGGCCAACAUCUGCCUGGGAAGGUUGCUGCUGCUGUGGAUGGCUGCAGGUGAAGCAAGGAAGGUACUACACCCCCUGGGAAAGCCUGAUGCUUCCCCAGGGGAAUCAGGGGCAUCUUCUGGGAGAAAGCACAGCACUGGAAUAGAGACUGAAAGAAUGUGUGAAGCACCCCCUUCAGAGCACGUCCUGGGCACUGGGCCAUCCCUGCCCUGUGGUUUCUGAUCUUGGGCUUUGCAUGCACAAUACAGGAAUUCACUGGUGUGUGGGCCUGGCUUUGGAGAUGAGAAGUGAAUUUGUUCUUAAGAAAAAUCACUCAUUGUUGGCACAAAAUCUGUGAGUUGGGUUCCCCAAGGGCAUAGUGUUUGAAAAUCACAGAUGAUUAAAAGAUAACACAUUUGAGGGUUAGUUUUGUUUUGUUUGGCGUUUUGCCUUUUUUUUUUUUUUUUUGGCUUAGUUUUUGUUGUUGUUUGUUUGUUGUUUUGUUGUUGUUUUUGUUCUUGUGGAAGGUGUUUGGUUUUUUGCCUUUUGGGUAUGACAAAUUGAAUGCCACACUUAAAUUUCUCCACAACUGACCCGGCCACAAAUUUUUUUUGUUUUAAUGCAAGAAAAUCUGAGACUCUGCUUAAAAGAGGAGGCCUCCCACCUGAGUUCUGAAAUACCAAAUGUCACACUAGCAAAAAUGACUUGGCAAGCUUGAGUGUAGUUUAUCACAUCAAUCUUAAACAAAGAUAAACCAAAUCAAAUCAGACUUGAUGAAACCAAAUAAAAACAUGCUUGGCUAGAAAUAA